Helianthus annuus (common sunflower) is the source of this 1020-nucleotide messenger RNA. Its product is annotated as bidirectional sugar transporter N3. The transcript has 6 exons. Gene Ontology annotation, molecular function: sugar transmembrane transporter activity. Gene Ontology annotation, biological process: carbohydrate transport. Gene Ontology annotation, cellular component: membrane. Bases 1 to 1020 code for a protein of 339 amino acids. NCBI's taxonomy places the organism in Eukaryota, Viridiplantae, Streptophyta, Magnoliopsida, Asterales, Asteraceae. The record is from RefSeq and is a predicted model, not a curated record.
AUGUCCAUUUUCACAAAUAUUCAACAUCCUUUGACUUUUACCUUUGGAAUUUUAGGAAAUGUCAUUUCCUUCAUGGUGUAUCUUGCGCCGGCACCAACGUUCUACAAAAUCAUCACAAAGAAAUCAACAGAAGGCUUUCAAUCUAUACCGUAUGUGGUGGCUCUCUUUAGCUCGAUGAUUUGGAUAUAUUACGCCACACUUAAAUCCGAUGCUAUGCUUCUCAUCACCAUCAACGCCUUUGGUUGUGUCAUUGAGACCCUUUACAUAUCGAUUUAUAUUGCUUACGCCCCCAAGGACAUUAAGAUUCAAACCACAAAACUUGUUGUGUCAUUGAACUUUGUGGGAUUUUGGAUAAUUGCUCUUUCGACUCAUUACCUAGCUGAAGGUCCUACCCGGGCCAUGAUUCUUGGAUGGAUAUGUUUGGUCGUUUCGGUUAGUGUAUAUGCAGCACCACUAAGCAUCAUGAAAAAGGUGAUAAGAACUAAGAGUGUAGAGUUCAUGCCAUUUGGGUUAUCAUUUUUCUUGUCCAUAAGUGCUGUUACGUGGUUCUUCUAUGGUUUAUUUCAAAAGGACAUUUACAUUGCACUUCCAAAUAUAAUUGGAUUCGUGCUUGGAGUUGUCCAGAUGAUAUUAUAUUUUGUUUACAAGAAUUACAAGAAGAAAACGAUCGACUUGGAGCAAAAACUGCCAACUACUAUUUCAACUAUGGAAUCAUACCCCGACUGUGACGCCCCUAAAUACGAUACGAAAAAAGAUAGCAACAUGUGUGAUCAAAUCAUAACGCUUAAAAGCACCCAAGAAGAGAAUAUAGAAGCUGGAGCCGCCGAGGGACAAAUGGUUAGCGCAAUACAACCCAUCAAUGAUCUGGUUAACAAUGUUAUGAAAGAAGACGCAAUCAUCAAAGCGUCGAUGGGUUGUAAAUCUACAGCGCAACCCGGCCUUAAUGAUAUCGAAGAUCAUGAACAAAUGAAAACCAUGGAGGCUGCUAAUCAAGUUUAUCUUGUAGAAAGUGCAGCUUAA